UCAAUCACGGGUGAGGGGCGGAGCCAGGAUGUCGGUGUCUACUGAGUCUGUUUCCCUUCUUCUGGUCAAUCCGCGGCUACGGCGCGGGUCUAUCACCCCGGGCUCUUCGCUGAGGCUCUCUGAACUGAAUGGAGAAAUGACAUUAUCGGGGACAUUUUUAUUGGGAUAUGCGUUAAUCCUGCUCCAGGAUACACUCUUGUAGGAGGUAUUUUUGUAGUGGCUUGUUUUUUUUUUUUUUUUUUGCUGAUGUGUCUUUUUCCUUUCCUUCUCCACUGAGAAGUUGCUUCUUCAGCUCUUCUAAAAAAAAUUGUAAUAUAUAUAUAUAUAUAUUUUCUUUUUUGCUCAUUCACUAGACAGGAAACUUGUUGCAUGUUCCUGUAUCGCAUAGGCACCGGUUUUAACUUCUCCGAGCGCGCGUGCGUGCGUGCGUGCACCCGUGCGCCAGUGCCUCCUCAAUUCACAAGUCGAUACACACUAAAUGAUUCACCCGUGAGCCGAGUCACCUCUUCUCGAAUGCAAAGCUUUUUGUUUUCUGUUUUUUAAAAAAAAAUUUUUUUUUGCAUGAAGGAUUAAGGAAAUUGAAGUGAUUGCAUCUCGAAUAACGCUUAUCAAGGACAGUAGCGCGUGCGCGUUUGUCAAGUUCCUUGCGCGAGUCCAUGCGCUGGUCAUGGAGGACGCAGAACUACACACAUGAACUCCAUUAAAUAAUAAUAAUAAUAAUAAUAACAAUAAUAAAAAGUUGGUUUAUGUUUGCAAUUUGAUUUGAUCUGUGAUGGAGAGAGAUUGUGAUGGGGAGGAAGGCGCGGACGCGAUCCCGGUGGGCGCGCGACGGGGCGCGCGGAGGAGUGGAGUGCUGCUGCCCGACACCGACACUCCGCUGCUGGAGAGCGUGAAGGCGGCGACGGCGCCACGGAGGAGCAGCAUCAUCAAGGACCCAUCAGUCGCCAAAGUUGGAGGUGGGCGUAAGAAAACGGUCUCCUUCAGCAGCAUGCCAUCAGAAAAGAAAGUGAGCAGCGCAGAUGACUGUUUGGCCUUCAUGCAGGGUGGCUGUGAGCUAAAAAAAGUGCGCCCCAACUUGCGUAUUUAUUGCCGUUUCUACACCCUAGACCCUGAACAAGCCUGUCUGCGUUGGGAGCCUUCAAAAAAGGACGCGGAACGCGCCCGACUGGACAUUUCCUCUAUCAGGGAGGUCCGCACAGGCAAAAGCACUGAAACCUUUCUCCACAAUGGCCCUUCAGACCACCUGGCUGAAGAGGCUGCCUUCUCCAUCAUUCAUGGAGAUGACUAUCAGUCCCUGGACCUGGUGGCACUGUCGCCCGAUGUAGCAAACAUCUGGGUGACUGGCCUGCGGUAUUUAGUGUCCCACCCUGGGGCCUUGGCCGGUGGAGCCGGAGGAGAUGGAGGACUAGGAGAGAGAACCGUGGGAAGCAAGUUACGGAGGGACUGGCUGGCAGCAGAGUUUGCCCUGGGGGAUGAGGAUGGGCACGGGAUUGUAUCAGAAGACAUAGCCGUGGCCACCAUCUGCAGGCUGUGCCCUGGAAUUAAGGAGGCAAAGGUGCGUCUGCGCUUUAAGGAGAUCCAACGUAGCAAAGAGAAGCUGACAUCUCAUGUGACAAUUGAAGAAUUUCAGGAGGCUUACUGUGAGCUGUGCACCCGGCCUGAUGUUUACUUCCUUUUGGUGCAGCUAUCGAAAGACCGGGAGUGCCUAGACGUACAGGACCUACGUCUUUUCUUGGAGACUGAGCAGGGGUUGCCGCUGGCCACCACUGAAGGCUGCGUAGAGCUCCUGCGGCGCUUUGAACCCUCUGGAGUUUGCCGCGAGAAAGGCCUCCUGGGCCUGGAUGGCUUCACUCACUACCUUCAGUCAACUGAGUGCCAGUUGUUUGACCCUGAGCACCAGUAUGUAUGUCAUGACAUGACCUUGCCCUUGUGCCACUAUUACAUCAGCGCCUCCUACCGCUCCUACCUGCUAGAUGAUCAGGUGCAUGGCAAGGCUGAUCUGUUAGGGCUGACACGAGCCCUACGAUCUGGGUGUCGAUGUUUGGAGAUUGGGGUAACAGAUGGACCUGAUGGGGAACCACUUUUGGGUGUUGAUCAUGAGUCAGACACCAAGCAUCAUCAUCACCAUCAUCAUCAUCAUCAUCAUCACCAUAGCCUAGUCACACUGCACAGUGCUCUGGACGUGAUUAACAAAUACGCCUUUCUGACUUCUCAAUACCCAUUGCUACUAUACUUGUGUCAGCGAUGUUCCCCUAGUCAGCAGCAGACUCUAGCACUGCACCUAAAGAAGGUGUUUGGAGCAAAACUGUACAGGCCUGAAUGUCUGCCCAUCACUCCUGGGGGACGCACGACCACAUGGCCUUCUCCAGAGCAGCUAAAGGGAAGGGUGCUGCUGAUAGGCAAGAAGCUUCCUCCAGAAGAGGACGGCUCUGAGGGAGAAGUAUCUGAGGAGGAUGAGGAGAUCGGUGGUGGAGGUCCACUGGCUGGUCGUCGGAUGACCAUUCCUGGGGAGGAGGACCUAGGGGUUGUUCUGGUGGUCCCACCUCCCCCUCAGCCAAGGCGACUUCGAUUGCGGCGAGAGCUUUCUGAUCUGAUCGCAGUGGCUCGAACUGGUAGCCGUAACUUCUAUGCUCACCGUACCAGCGCCCAGCAGUCUCAACAAACCUCUCCUCCCACCACCCCCUCCACACCCAGCACCCCAGGCCUCCCAGACUCCCCUUAUUUGACCCUGUGCUCUUUAGGAGAGGGUGAAGCAGGCCGGUUGGCAAGUGAGAGCCCCGAGGAGCUGGUAAGCUUCACUAAGCGCUUUCUCACUCGAGUUCGACCCAGCUCAGUCCGGCUAGACUCCAGCAACCCCAACCCCCAAGGCUACUGGAAAGGAGGUGUGCAGCUGGUUGCACUCAACCAGCAGACACCAGGUGCCAUGCUGGAUCUAAGCCGAGGCCGCUUUGCACAGAAUGCAGGCUGUGGAUAUGUGCUGAGGCCAGCUGUCAUGCGAGAUGAAGUCUCCUACUUCAGUGCCCAGUCACAGGGCUGCAUGCCUGGUGUACCACCGCAGACUCUCAGGGUGAAGGUUAUCAGUGCUCACAGUCUGCCCAAACCACAGGGCUCAGGGGCCAAGGGUGAAGUCAUCGACCCCUAUGUGGUACUAGAGCUGCAUGGUGUACCGGCAGACUGUGCUGAGCAGAGAACUCGCACCGCAGCCCAGAACCAGGAUAACCCGCUGUUUGACGAGACGUUUGAGUUUCAGGUGAACAUGCCAGAGCUGGCACUGCUGCGGUUUGUUGUUCUGGAUGACGACUACAUUGGUGAUGACUUUAUUGGCCAGUACACCAUCGCUUUCGAAUGCCUACAGCCUGGCUACAGGAACGUGCCUCUGCUGGGCCUGGCGGGAGAGCCUUUACCCCACGCCAGCCUGUUUGUUCACGUGGCUAUCACAAACCGUCGCGGUGGAGGUAAGGCUCACAGGCGGGGCCUCUCCGUGAAGCGAGGAGUGCGUCGCGGAAAGGAGUACGUCACUCUCCGAAACACGGCCAUCAAAGUGUUAGACGAUACCUUUCGCUCUGCCGGCGCUCCUCUCAGAGAGGCCACUGACCUGCGAGAGAACGCACUGAAUGCUACUGCGGCGUUCAAAGAGCAAUGUGGGCUCCCCCUAGUGUCCACACUGAAGCAGUGCAUGCAGAGUCUGGCCACAAGGCUGCAGGGCCCUGACGGUCCCCCAGGAGCCAGCCUGAUCCUGAAAGACGGUUAUCCCUGCCUGGAGCCACUCGCAAACCUGAACGACACCACACGCAAGCUGCUUAAUGCCUACGACACGAUGAUCUCGGCUAAUAAACAGCUGAUAGAGAACGCGGACGCUGUGCAGGAGAGGAUUGCUCAGGUGCAGAAGGAAGGCAUGGUGUUUCAUGAGAAUGUGGUCAAGCUGGGAGAAAAGGAGAACCUGAAGGAGCGGAAGCUGAGCAAAGCUGUAGAGAGCUUCACCUGGAACAUCACUGUACUCAAGGGUCAGUGCGAUCUGCUGCGCAGCGCUAAAAUGGAUGCCCUGGAUGCUCUGCGGCAACUGGUGCUGGCCUGUGAAGCCUCUGGACUGACCUUGACCUCUGAACUCCAGUACACACCGCACAGCAUAACCUCCAGAAGGGGCAGCAGCCAUGGCAACGGUCGCAUCUGAGUCCUCCCGGCCUGGGAAUGUGUUGGUGUAUCUUCAGAGAGUGUGGAUAGCUAAACGGUGCAAUUAAUAUGAGACGAGAGCCUCUUGUGUGGGACGAGAGCUUCUCUUGAAGAGUGUAGCUUCUCAUGUGACGUGAUUCGGACAGUAACCGUGUGAAUAUAUAUAUACGUUAAGUCCUGUGUGCUAGAACCAAGGGACAAUAAAAGGAAAGUCCUCAAAAACAUGUAAGGACAGACUCUUGUUUGUGAUGAGCAGAAAUGUUUGAGUCUAAACUUUUUGUUUUCUGAGAACUAAAUUGGGUAGCAUACCUGCGAUUCUAUUGAGUGGAGCGUAUAAAUCGAUGAGAUAAAUCUUCUAAAAGCUCCUGGGUUUGCAGGGAACAUUAACCUUUGACCUGUUUAUAUUAGUCAUAAGUCAAGUAAUCACUUCCUUGAUUACGUGAGUGCUGUCACUUCAGUGCUGUACUGAUGUAAGUGGUAUUACUGGAGGUUAGCGUAGGCGCGUACAUCCCGUCUCAUCCAGCAUAAAGAGGGGAUCAUCUCCUGUACUUCCAAUUUGUAUACUCCUCCGGCCCAUUAUGAAUACAAUAUAUAAAAUCUUUUGUGGGUUUGUGGAUACAUAAUUUACAUCUGCACCUACUUAAAGGGAAGGGAAGCGAAGGGAUUCCCUCCGUCUCAUUAAUUGAGCUCUCUGAUCAAACCCGUUUAAAGCGUGAUUAAUGGUACUCGCACCAUAAUAUGAGUAUUAUAUCUACAACCUAGCCAACCUCCACGAUACCAACUGAGGAUAGAGAAGGAAAAGGACUGCCCUUUCAUGCUGAACGUUGGAAAGAUGUGCUCACCAAGUAAAAAGUAAGCACCAAAUAACCAGCUAAAACCUGAAAUGGCUGAAGAACACUGGAGCAUUAACCAACCUCGUGGCUAAUAUUAUGGCUAACAUUGUUUAACACUUACUAACAGUGUGGCGCUACAGAGAAGAGAAGCCUUCCGAAGCUUCGUUUUAUUUCUCGACUGCUUUAAAAGCAGCACUGAACGUCGACCCGUGUUUUCGUGUUACGAUUUACUUUAACAUAGUAAUAUAGAAAUGCCAAUAUGUGACUUUUGACUAUGUAUGCCUAUGUAUGCAGUAGAUGAUGUGUGUGAAUAGUCAGUAUUUGUGUGAAUACACCAAUAUCUGUAGCGACGUACGUGAAUCUGUAUGCGUGCUGAUUAUUAAGGAAAAAAUGUCAUGAAUGUGAAGAACUUUUGCUGAAGGAAUGUUGCGUUCAAAAGGAUGGGUGAGAACUCUCAUUUCCUUGUUUCCUGUUUAAUCUGAACGAGAAGCCCCGUUGGAUUUAUCAUCCAGAGAACUAACAGGCAUGGUCAUUUUUUCUUAGCAUGAAUGUGUGUAUUUCUAAUCAUUCCAUUUUUGGUGUACCUUUUAUCCCUUCUUCUUAAAUAUCGACAGCGGUACACAUUAUGUAAGCUUUGUUUUCUCUGUCCGGUUUACCCCUGUUUGUCUGUGAACUAGAGAUUUUAAUUACAGUGGUGUUCUGGUGAGGAAUGUCCACCGGUGAACUUGUGUGGCCCUGCUUGAGCAUACGUGUGUGCAUCAUGUUCAGCAAAUGUACUCGGCGCUUCUUAAUUAACCGUUAGCGAGUGUUGGUGAGAUUGUCACCAAACCCAAUAACUCAAAGUUACACAUCCAGUCCCUAGAGCAGAAGUACUGAGGCAUUCUUUAAUGACCUGUAUGCGUGACACACCAAUGGACUGAGAACGUAUCCUGCACAGGAUCCACUUACCUGUAGCUGGGCUCCUGGCUGAAUAAUGAAUGCUAGUUUUUGGUUUCAGGUGUUGUUGUUUUUUUUUUUGCCUUGACACGGUGUAGGGUCGCAGUGGGUUAGUUCCACAGAGCAACGUUCACGUCUAUGAGAUUAGAGACGUGCUACGUGUUAUUGCAAAGAAUGAAUGAAUGAAUGCACAAAUAAAUUAUAUUAAAAACAGAUAGAUUGCAACCCUGAAGAAGGAGUAAGCGGUAGAAGAUGGAUGGAUGGACAGAUAGAUUGUAUUGCUGUGUGGAAUGAAACAAUACCAACCAACGAAGGACUUGAAUGUAGUAUGCUAGUCAACAGAUGAUAUCAGCGCACCUAUAGGCUUUAUCUCUAGCUUGUGGUCUAUUUACAUGUAGAUGAAAAUGUACUGUAUCAGUCUGGACUAGCCAGAUAAGCCUUGCGGUAUUAAGUAGCCUGAAGGUGUACACUUCAGACGGUGUUUUGGUAUUGCAUUGUUUAUUUACCUGCGUGACCUCUCUGAACCUGCAACAGUAGUCCAGUUUGUCUUAAAAGGCUUUCCUGUGUGACUGCUGUCCUCUGCACUUGACUAGCUUCUGUUGUGUCUGCCUUUCCUCUGACCUUUAAAAACACGUUCCUUCCCCAGUCGUCAUUGUAUAAACAAAGAGUAUUUAUUAAAGGUGAUAAGUGUGUUUUAAAGAAAAUUAACUUUAAAGCGACUUUGCUUUUAUUUUGAAAAGCCAUUUUGUAUUCUUAAAGAUUAACAUGUGAUAAUAUAAUACAGAUGUGGCACAGACUAAAUAAACCUUUUACUGACUAUAA
Molecule: messenger RNA, 6761 nt
Organism: Ictalurus punctatus (channel catfish)
Lineage: Eukaryota; Metazoa; Chordata; Actinopteri; Siluriformes; Ictaluridae
Gene: plcl1
Product: phospholipase C like 1
Exons: 8
Coding region: 773-4171 (1132 amino acids)
Biological process (GO): intracellular signal transduction; lipid metabolic process
Molecular function (GO): phosphatidylinositol-4,5-bisphosphate phospholipase C activity
Source: RefSeq, a predicted model, not a curated record